AUGUUGUAUCUGAUUCUCACUCAAGACCAGCUCAGUGUAAACGAUUUGCUUAUCUUGUGCUUGAUGCUGACCAUUAUUGCUGCUGCUCAUCAGUUUUUUGGUAUGAGUAAUAAUGAUGAUUUUCCAACAGAGAAUGCAUUUGAUAACACUUUUGCAACAAGACCAGCUGGUGAAAGGCUUAAGUUCCUCCAAGAUGUAGUUAAGAAGUUCCUGUGUAAAUAUGUUUCUAAUCCUAAGACACAUGCAAUCCAUAUUCAAAACAUGAAUAUUAUUCAAGAAUGGGAACCACAACGAAACACUAUGGACCGUACUCCUGAUGGCAGAUACAAAUGUCGAUUUAAGGGUUGUGACCGCACCUAUAAAAAGGACUGUUCUUAUAGGAGAAGGCACGAAAUGAGCCAUGAUCCCCCUCCAAAAGUCAUGGAUAGUCCUGUUCUUCUAGAUUCUACAUGGGAACAUGAUAUUGAUCAAGAAACUAAGGAUGAUGUAAAUGAUUAUCAUUGCAAUUUUAUGAGUAUGACAUUGUUACUCAGAAAUUUUAAUGAUGCAUGCCAUGAAGGUGACGGUGAAAGAAUAGUAAGGUGUAUCAAAUUCUUUCUGCUAUACUUUUUUGAAGAUGGUACUGGGGGGACAAAAUAUUGCCUUGAAGCACUUCAUCUGAUGUUUCAAAUUCAUGUUUCAACUCUCACACCAAGGGAUGCACAAAGGACAAUAUGGAACAGAACAGUUAAUAAUAGAGGGGGACUUGGAAAUAGCAUUCCAUUAGAUUUAGACUUAGAACAUGAUAAUCACUUGUUGAAAGACAUGCUGAGGGGCUUAGGAUCAAAUAUCUCCACCACACCAGUAACAAGAAUUUCAAAAGCUUUUUUUGUAUUGACAGAGUUAUGCAAAAAGCUGGAUCAAGAACUUGACAUAAGGACAGUUUCUGGGGAGCAUACAAAAAAAGAUUUAAACAAAGACCUCUAUCAAAUUGUCAAGGUUCUCAAAGAAGAAAUG
Molecule: messenger RNA, 996 nt
Organism: Paramuricea clavata
Lineage: Eukaryota; Metazoa; Cnidaria; Anthozoa; Malacalcyonacea; Plexauridae
Source: the annotation of a GenBank genome assembly